This is a messenger RNA of Microthlaspi erraticum, 201 nucleotides long. The record is from the annotation of a GenBank genome assembly. Lineage: Eukaryota; Viridiplantae; Streptophyta; Magnoliopsida; Brassicales; Brassicaceae.
AUGAAGGAGGAGGCAGAUGGGAUUGAUCUCUCCAUGAAGGAGGAGGCAGAUAGGAUUGGUCCAGUUUGGAUACUACACCGGAAAGCUGCUGUGGAGAUUGAAACCUCCGAUGAGCAAACUUUGACGGAGAUUCCAAGCUGUGGAAGGUUGAAACAGAGUAGUACAGAGGCUUGCCGUGUAUGGUGGAGGCGCAUAGCAUAG